AUGCGUCCUACAAAAAGGAAAAACACUAAGAAAUGUACUAUCAUAGAUUUAGCACCUACGUCUGAGGGGGAAGCUAAGAAUUUGAAGGGAGCUGUAGCCAAUUCUAAAGGAAGCAAUACACAGCAGCCCAAUGCUGAAUCCAGAAAAACUAAGAAGGGGAAUGUCGUUACGAGAAAACAGCAAAAGGGGAAGGCUGAAACGAAAAAACAGCAAAAGAGGAAGGAUGAAACGAGAAGAUCUCAACAGAGCAUGACAAUAAUUGAGCAAGGAGUUUUUGAAGAAAACCAUUUUGGAGAAGUUCGUAUUCCUUCGAGAGUUAGACAAAGCUACUACGUUAAUGUCUCGCUAUGCAACUGUGAUAAUACAGCAUUUAAUUAUGGACGUAUCGUAAAAAAUGUGGAUAUUACUGAACAAGGUAGUAGAAGAUAUAUUGUCAAAAUUAUGGGAACUGUUAUCUGUUAUUCUAAUGCAAGGUUUAUUUCUAAUAGAGCUAUCGCAAUGAAAGUUAAAAAGGUUUAUUCUAUAGAAUACCAUGUGACGCAUCUAGCAAUGACAUUAUGUAACUACCUAAAUGUUACACCGUAUGCAAGAGGUGUUAGAGUUUCUGUUGAGUUACCAGUAUCUAAGAAAUUGCUGUUAAAUAGAGAACAAUAUCCUCCUGUUAUUGCUAUGGUUAAUAUGCUCUUGGACGAUGCGAUUAAUGGCAUAAAUUUUAAUUCUUACUCGGAUUUUUCUUGA
This is a messenger RNA of Plasmodium inui San Antonio 1, 738 nucleotides long. RefSeq lists its product as hypothetical. The record is from RefSeq and is a predicted model, not a curated record. The transcript has 3 exons. Lineage: Eukaryota; Apicomplexa; Aconoidasida; Haemosporida; Plasmodiidae. Bases 1 to 738 code for a protein of 245 amino acids.